CUUGAACAUAGGGACAUAACACUAUAUCUUUUUUCAUUAGAUUUAUAUUUUAUAUGUUAUGAUAUAUUCCUUGUGGGAAGCUUAAGAAAUUCAGUGCAUAGCCUUAAAGCCAGAGACAAUUCGUUCGUUUCACUCGACAUCCACCAGUCGACUGCUAGUAUCAGUGGUCGCCUAUCAGUACUAAUGUUAUGGAUAAAAAUUCGAAUUUUGUUUUUUUAGAUAACUCAAACGAUAGAGAACAUCACGAUUUUCUUAUUUUGGCGCUUAAAACAAAAACUGACGAAGUUAUGGGCUAUCACGUUAGUUUUGAACAUUUACCUACAACUUUGGAUAUUCAGGGAAAGCGACAAGGUAUACAGGGUGUUCCAAAUUCGACCCUCACCAUUUUGAUCUCGGAAACUGUAAGAGAGCGAAGAGAAUGUGAGCAAAGUUGCGUACUUAGGCAAUCAACAAAGUGUCGCUCAGAAUGUUUCGAAAUUCAAAGUACUUUCGGAUUACAUUAAAAUGGAGUUUUCAGUCCUAAAUCCAGUGAUGUAUUUCCUUGUUGGCCAUGUUUUUGUUGUUCGAUAAAGAUUAUAAGGAAAUAAAAACGUAUGGUGAAACCUGUUCACAAAAUGAAAAUUUUAUUGAUGUGAUACCAAUAAUAAUCAUAAACAAGCAGAGGUAAAUCAUAGCAGAUGUUCAAAAUGUUGUCCGUUAUUUUGCAGGCAAAGCCUGACUCUUCUCAGUUCACCGCUCGAUUUAUUUUUCUUUUUCUCAGUCUUCCAAACUCUGUUUCUAUGUUCAAUUUGAGGUCUGGUCUGGUAUUAUACGAAGCAAAUGAAACUUGAUAUUAUCAAGGCUUACCUAGAAACUUCUAUUUUUCUGGAAUAACUAAGGUUUGGCAAUGCCAAUGAAUGACUUAUCAUAUAUUUUUGGGUCAAAAUUAAAAACUCUACUUAUCUAUACAAAAAUCCAAUAUGGCGUCCAUAACAAAAAAUAAAGUGAAUGCUGGAGGACAAGAGACGAAACGUUAUAUUGAAAUUCUAAUUUUACCACCCUGUAGAGGAGAAAACUGGGAAAGUCAACAUGCGAUUCAUUUUGGAAUCCCUUCUCAAAUAAAGUCAGGAAAAAGGUUUCUAAGUGGCUGUUUGUAGAUUACCAAAAUACGACUCAAAUGGUGAGGGACGAAUUUGAAACACGUCUAGACGUUGGCCCAAAGUUCUUUUGUGGUAUUCAUAGAUGUGUAAAAUCAUGAGAAUGGGCCAUCCGAUUUGGAUGUAAUAAGGCAAUGGAUGCGGAAGGAUCUUGAUGAUUAGCAAAUAAAGGACCUUUGAACGACGAACUUUUGUAACCUUAUUUGAAUACUCAGGUUUCUAGAUGCCUACAUGGUGGUUAUUUCGUGGUACAUGGUUCCGGACUAAAUAUGAAUUUUGAAACCAAUAAUUAUUCCAACAGGACGGUCGCUAUCCUGCCAAAAUUAACUCCCGAUUUGUGUCGGACAACCUGUGUGAGAAUUGAUGACCCACAAGGACAAGCUCCUGAUGGACUUUUCUAUGAAGUCAUUCCUAUCUUGCACACAGAGUUGCGCAUCGUCACCGAAGACUAUUUUGUCUCUAACAUUAUUGUCAUCGACCUAGAAGGAUUUGGAUUGAAGAACGUUAUUAAAUAUACGCCUACAGUUAACAACAUGCUAGUACAUCUCAUGAUUUCUAUCAACUUAAGGCUGAAAGGCCUUCAUUUUAUAAAUGCUCCGCCUAUCAUGGACAAAGUAAUGUUUCUAGUGAGGAGCUGUUUGCCCACAAAGUUUUUGGAUAAAGUUCAUGUUCAUAAAAAUGCUGACACAUUGUACAAAUUCGUUCCUAAGGAAUGUUUACCAGAAAAUUAUGGAGGACAGCUACCGUCACUGGAACAGUUGCAUGAGGAUUGGUGCAUAGCUAGUGAAAGCCAAGAAGAGUUUUUCAAAAAGUUGCAGACAGUAAAGUGUGAUAAGGACGAGUUAGCCGAGUUGAAAAUACAAAAUAACGAUUCUGGAUUCGGUGUUGACGGCUCCUUCAAAAAACUGGCUAUAGAUUAAAAAGGUUAUGAGUGUAUUUAUUGAAUUGUAAAUUAUUUUUGUGCAUAGUAAAAUAAAAAUAUUUCAAUUUUCUAUGAAUAUUCCAUGCACAUAUUACAUAAAAGUAGGUACUUAUUUUUUCACCAAGAAGAACACAAGAAUCAUUGAUUAUAAUUCUUUAUUUCAAAAAUUCACAUCACAUCCUUCAUGUGGAAUUAAUUUGCAGAUUAUUUUUACAUCAAUUUCUUCAUGUACACAAACAUGAAAGCAGAUCCAUUUGCAGAUUAUUUUCACAGCAACUUCUUCAUAUGAAAUCAAAUAUCCUUAUAAACCCAC
Acanthoscelides obtectus is the source of this 2371-nucleotide messenger RNA. The record is from the annotation of a GenBank genome assembly. Lineage: Eukaryota; Metazoa; Arthropoda; Insecta; Coleoptera; Chrysomelidae.